CCAGCCACGGGGGUCGUCCGCACGCAGCCCCGAGGCUCCAUUCAUUCGCGCGGCUCCGCCUCCUGGCCCGGGCUUCCCGCCGCUCUCCCCCGGGGCGGGCGCGGCCGAGAAGAUGGCAUUCCCUGUGGACUUGCUGGACAACUGCAGUCAUGAGGAAUUGGAAAACUCUGCUGAGGAUUAUCUGUCAGAUUUAAGGUGUGGAGACCCUGAAAAUCCAGAAUGUUUUUCUCUUCUCGAUAUUACGAUCCCGAUUAGCCUGUCGAAUGUAGGCUUUGUACCUCUUUAUGGUGGAGAUCAGACUCAGAAAAUUCUUGCUCUUUUUGCACCUGAGGAUUCUCUAACAGCUGUGGCACUUUACCUUGCUGAUCAGUGGUGGGCUAUUGAUGAUAUUGUGAAAACAUCUGUCCCUUCUAGAGAGGGACUGAAGCAGGUGAGCACUCUGGGGGAAAGAGUGGUUCUGUAUGUUCUCAACCGAAUUAUUUAUAGAAAACAGGAAAUGGAGAGAAAUGAGAUCCCAUUCCUGUGUCAUAGCAGUACUGAUUAUGCUAAGAUUUUGUGGAAGAAAGGAGAGGCCAUUGGGUUUUAUUCAGUUAAGCCUACAGGAAGCUUAUGUACCUCAUUUCUUACCCAAAGUUACCAACUCCCAGUUCUUGAUACAAUGUUUAUAAGAAAGAAGCACAAAGGCAGAGACUUUGGACUUCAUAUGCUGGAGGACUUUGUGGAUUCCUUUACAGAAGAUGCCCUGGGCUUGCGAUUUCCACUGUCUUCUCUCAUGUACACAGCUUCCAAGCAAUACUUUGAAAAAUAUCCAGGAGACCAUGAACUCCUUUGGGAAGUUGAAGGUGUUGGACAUUGGUUCCAGAGAAUACCAGUCACCAGAGCAUUACAGAGAGACGCACUUAAAAUGGUUUCUCAGUAUGAAGCUAAAAGAUCUGUGUCUGGAGAAUAUGGUCUUGCUGCUGUUCCAGAAUAUGAACCAGGGAUUGAAGACAGUCACCCUACUGAGAUGCAGCUAACUAUUGAUUCUCUAAAAGAUGCCAUUGCAAGUACUUCUGAAGGUUCUGAAAAGACAUCUGUUUCCACUCGUCCUCGGGGCAGUCAUUUAAAGAGACCAAAGAUUGGAAAGCGGUUUCAGGAUUCUGAAUUUAGUAGUUCUCAAGGUGAAGAUGAAACCACUGCCCAGACUUCACCUACAGCUUCAAUAAACAAAUUGGAGUCCACUGUGCGCACAUCAGAGAGCUCAGAAGAAUUCCUGGCAGAGGAACCUGAGCAGAGAGUGAUAGAAUUUGAGGGUGAAAGCUUUGAUAAAGAUGUCCAGCCAGCACCAGAAACACAGCCACACCUGGAGAAGCAAGAUGGUGACAAAGACUCUGAAUUAGAGCCUAUGAAUGGUGAGGUGUUAGAUAAUGUUCUUAAGACCUCACUUACUACCGAAGAAGAGGACUCCACAAGUGAAGGGUUGGAAGAAGAAUUAAAAGUGCAGUCUUUAAGCUCCAGUGAUGAUGCUACCAGUCUUGUUCCACUAGCAGCAGAGUCUUCAAAACUCCCCGAGACUGUUGCACUAGAUAAGACCUCACAUAUAGCUGAAUCAGAAAUGUUAACAGACCAAGGCCCAUCUGAUGACAAAGAACACAGUGAAGAAAAGCUGUCCCUGGUUUCAAGAAAGAAAGCACAAUUGGGUAGCUCGGACAAUGUUGUCACUAUCUCACGUGAAGAAAGAUCUGAAAGUGUUGUCCCAAACUCUGUAGUAGCAGAAUUUCCUGAAGAACCAGUCUCUGAGAAUAUAUCACCCCAUACUACUUCCUCAUUGGAAGACCAGGGUGAGGAGGGAGUGCCUGAAUCCCAGGAAACCUCUGCUGCUCUUUCUCAGAGUUCUCUGAUAGAGGUAGAACUUGAAGAUGUGCCAUUUUCCCAGAGUGCAGGACAGAAGAACCAGUCAGAGGAGCAGUCUGAAGCUUCUUCUGAGCAACUGGAUCAGUUCACACAAUCAACAGAGAAAGCUGUGGAUAGCAGCUCCGAGGAGAUAGAAGUGGAAGUGCCGGUAGUAGACAGGCGGAAUUUAAGAAGAAAGGCCAAAGGGCAUAAAGGACCUGCCAAGAAGAAAACCAAGCUGACCUGAACGAAGAAAUGCGUAUGAUAAAUCCUCUUUGUAACAUAACUGUUGUUUUUAAAACAUGGUAAUUAAUAAACAGCAUGGGGCACAGGACAAAAAUU
Molecule: messenger RNA, 2214 nt
Organism: Jaculus jaculus (lesser Egyptian jerboa)
Lineage: Eukaryota; Metazoa; Chordata; Mammalia; Rodentia; Dipodidae
Gene: Fam169a
Product: family with sequence similarity 169 member A
Exons: 13
Coding region: 113-2119 (668 amino acids)
Source: RefSeq, a predicted model, not a curated record